UUUGUUAUUUGAUUUGAUUUGAUUUUUUUUUGGGGGGGGGGGGGGAUUUUUGUUUCCUGAGUAAAGAGUCGCCUUUUCUCCUCUAAAAUUGGCUCCCGUGCAAACCGCCGCGUUGGAUCCGUCGGCGUACUGCGAGACUCCGGUGUACAACCCGGAUCUCUGCCCCAACAUGAUCGCGGCGCAGGCCAAGCUGGUGUACCACCUGAACAAGUACUACAACGAGAAGUGCCAGUCGCGCAAGGCGGCCGUGUCCAAGACCAUCCGCGAGGUGUGCAAGGUGGUGUCGGACGUGCUCAAGGAGGUGGAGGUGCAGGAGCCGCGCUUCAUCAGCUCCCUGAGCGAGAUGGACAACCGCUUCGAGGGCCUGGAGGUCAUCUCGCCCAGCGAGUUCGAGGUGGUGCUCUACCUCAACCAGAUGGGCGUCUUCAACUUCGUGGACGACGGCUCGCUGCCCGGCUGCGCGGUGCUCAAGCUGAGCGACGGCCGCAAGAGGAGCAUGUCCCUGUGGGUGGAGUUCAUCACCGCCUCGGGCUACCUGUCGGCGCGCAAGAUCCGCUCGCGCUUCCAGACGCUGGUGGCGCAGGCGGUGGACAAGUGCAGCUACCGCGACGUGGUCAAGAUGGUGGCGGACACCAGCGAGGUCAAGCUGCGCAUCCGCGACCGCUACGUGGUGCAGAUCACGCCCGCCUUCAAGUGCACCGGCAUCUGGCCGCGCAGCGCCGCGCACUGGCCGCUGCCGCACAUCCCGUGGCCGGGGCCCAACCGCGUGGCCGAGGUCAAGGCGGAGGGCUUCAACCUGCUCUCCAAGGAGUGCUACUCGCUCAACGGCAAGCAGAGCUCGGCCGAGAGCGACGCCUGGGUGCUGCAGUUCGCCGAGGCCGAAAACCGGCUGCUGCUGGGCGGCUGCCGCAAGAAGUGCCUGUCGGUGCUCAAGGCGCUGCGCGACCGCCACCUGGAGCUGCCCGGCCAGCCGCUCAACAACUACCACAUGAAGACGCUGGUGUCCUACGAGUGCGAGAAGCACCCGCGCGAGUCCGACUGGGACGAGAACUGCUUGGGCGACCGCCUCAACGGGAUUCUAUUGCAGCUCAUCUCCUGCCUGCAGUGCCGCCGCUGCCCGCACUACUUCCUGCCCAACCUCGACCUCUUCCAGGGCAAGCCGCACUCGGCGCUGGAGAACGCCGCCAAGCAGACGUGGCGCCUGGCCAGGGAGAUCCUCACCAACCCCAAGAGCUUGGAGAAACUCUGAGGUAACCGAGCCCCGAACAAAACCCGCCCGUCUUUCGCGCGCCUACUCGGAGGAACGCGACUCCCUUUUCCGAACAAGAACAACAAAACAAAACAAAACAAACCUUGACAAGACUUGAAACGCGCGUGUACAUUUGAUACUGUAAAUGUGUUGAUAGGGUGAAUGUUCGUGGGCUUUUUUCCCCCUCUCUUUUCUUUUCUUUUCUUUGUCUGCUAGAGAAAAAAAACAACAACUGCUAAUUAAUUUAUAUACAGUAUGUCCUUUCUUUCUUCUUUGUUUGUGUUGCAAAGUUUACAUUUGAGUGUAAAGCAUCUGUUAAAGACACAUUCCAUCGAUUUACUUGAAUUUUUUAUUUAACUAACCUUUUUUUUUAUUGCCUGUUGUUUUUCUUAAAACAAAACGAUUCUUUUUUUUUUUUUUUUUUUUAAAUGACAACCUAUAUAAAUAUAGUAAAUAUAUAUGACGGUUAAAUUGAGGAAAAGAAAUGCACUUGAACUACACUGGAUUAUAACAUCUGUGAUCUGUUGUUCUUUUUUUAAUUCUUAUUGUCAUUCACUUAAUUUAAAGAGCGAAUAAAACCAACUGUUACAUAUA
Molecule: messenger RNA, 1843 nt
Organism: Phyllopteryx taeniolatus (common seadragon)
Lineage: Eukaryota; Metazoa; Chordata; Actinopteri; Syngnathiformes; Syngnathidae
Gene: mab21l1
Product: mab-21-like 1
Exons: 1
Coding region: 170-1249 (359 amino acids)
Source: RefSeq, a predicted model, not a curated record